GGGGUUGAGAGGGCAGCGGCGCGGACAGUGGCCCUCCCGCUUCCCGGCCGCGAUGAGCCGCGUCCGGACGCCCCCGGGUUGUGAGGGGGGCCCUGAGGUGACCCCGGGCCGGGCCGGGCUGUGACGGUGCCAGGUAACUGGUGGCGCAGGGCCCGGCCAUGGGCUGAGCCCGAGCCUCCUUGCAGAGGCCUGGGAGCGGUUCGCCGGUGUUGUUGAGGGAAUGGGGCACCAGCCGGUGGCUUGCCCGAGCUGUAGCACUGCUGGCACUGCCGGUGGUUCCAGCCGAAACACCCCACUGCAGUGUGUCCCGAGUUCCAUCAGAGAAGGACAGAAUCCCAGAAUGGGUCCGGUUAGAAGAGACCACAGGGGGUCACCUGGCUCAACCUCCCUGCUCAAGCAGGAUCAUCCCAGAGCAUGUGGCACAGGACUGUGUCCAGACGGUUCUGGAAUAUCUUCAUUGAGUCAGACUCCAAAACCACUCGGGGUAAUCUGUUCCCGUGCCCGGUCCCUGCAGUUUUUGCUCAUGUUCUUCCUGAUGUUCAGCACACUCAUAAGAUUGCACAGCUUGUGAUUUCUACAUUGUCAUUUGAGUUCAGCAUCAGCUGCCUUUUCUGGUCCCUGCAAGAUGCCAGCAGCCCUUGCAGAGAACAGCCAGGUUAUCUGUGAAGUAUGGGCCAACAACCUGGAGGAAGAGAUGAGGAAAAUUCGGGAGAUUGUUCUGAGUUACAGCUACAUUGCCAUGGACACGGAGUUCCCCGGAGUUGUUGUCAGGCCAAUCGGUGAAUUCCGCAGCUCCAUAGAUUAUCAGUACCAGCUCCUUCGCUGUAACGUUGAUCUGCUGAAAAUUAUCCAGCUGGGCCUGACUUUCACAAAUGAGAAGGGGGAAUAUCCUUCUGGCAUCAACACCUGGCAGUUCAACUUCAAAUUCAACCUUACGGAAGACAUGUACUCUCAGGAUUCCAUAGACCUCCUUGCCAGCUCUGGGCUGCAGUUCCAGAAACAUGAAGAAGAAGGGAUCGAUACCCUGCAUUUUGCGGAGCUGCUGAUGACAUCUGGGGUCGUCCUCAGCGACAGCGUGAAAUGGCUGUCCUUCCACAGUGGUUAUGACUUUGGCUACAUGGUGAAGUUGUUGACAGAUUCCAGGUUACCAGAAGAGGAACAUGAAUUUUUCCACAUCUUAAACCUUUUCUUCCCAUCUAUCUAUGAUGUGAAGUACUUAAUGAAGAGCUGCAAAAACCUAAAGGGUGGCCUUCAGGAAGUGGCAGAUCAGCUGGAUUUGCAGCGAAUUGGACGACAACACCAGGCAGGAUCAGACUCUCUUCUCACAGGAAUGGCCUUUUUCAGAAUGAAAGAGUUAUUUUUCGAGGAUACAAUUGAUGAUGCAAAGUACUGCGGACGACUGUAUGGCCUUGGCACAGGAGUGGCUCAGAAACAGAACGAAGAUGUGGACUCAGCCCAAGAGAAAAUGAGCAUUUUGGCCAUUAUCAACAACAUGCAGCCCUGAUGAGUGGUGCCCCUCAGCAGAACAUGUUUACCAUAUUGGCAGCUGCUGUCCUCAACCAUUUUCCCUAAACAGUGUCUCGAACAAAAAGCAUCUCCAGUACACAGGCUGCACCAAGCCUUGCAGUUUUGCUGAAGAGCUGCAUUUUCCUUUGAAACCCAGAAGAGUUGACUGAAUUCCUAAUGCCAGCCUUUGUGGUUUGCCAUAUUUUUAAUACCAAGGGCGAAGGACAGAACCUACUGUGUAUACCUCUGUUUUUUUCCUCUUUAUACUGUACAGAAUCUGCAAGGAAGAUUUACCAGUAGAAUAUUGGGUAGAGCUAAAGGUUUGGAAAUGCAGUGAAAAUGGACAGACACACCCGCAAAUUUGCAAUUUGUGUUUUAUAAAGCUUAUUUUAAAACUUCUGCAUGUUGUGAGGGUGACAGCUUCACCUCAUGUGUUGCUUAUUUUAUCUCUGUGGAAAUUGCUCCCUUUGAUCACUGCAGAGGUUUGGGAAUGGAUGACAUUAAAGAUGAUCCUUGCAGCUAAAAAUAUUCAGAGAUUUGCUUUAACAACAGAGGGAAUGGAGAUUAAUGGAGCUUAUUUGAUCAGCACUCCUUCGUUUCUAAUUCUCUGUUACUGCUUUGACCCAUACUAAGCCUCAGCUUUGUUCUUACGGGUAUUAAGGAAAUGUUUUGGAAAUUCAGAGGCCCAAAAGUUCACCUUUGACAGGGGACUGGACCAAUACUCUGACUUCAGUUUUCUUCAACUUAAACCUACAAAUUUUAUUCUUCUCCUGCAACACAACUCGGUCAGCAUGGACAAGUAUUUGUUCCUCUUCUCCCCCCUGUUUCUCCAGCCCCUCAUUCUACAAUAUGCUUAAAAGGUAAAAGAGUUUCUGUUUUUUUCCUGAGUUUCUGGUGUUUGUUUUUAUUAUAAACACCUGAAAAGUAGUUAAAAGGAUGAAGAACUUGGGAUUCUGACUUUGAAAAACAUUCUACAGCAUUUUUCUUUCAACAGCUCUGUAAUGACAUUUCUUGAAAGAACAAACCCUUUUGGACAUGUCAAACUUUAAAAUUUUUAAGACUGUCUGGCAUUUUGAACAAGCUUAAUCCAAUAUUAAAAGAGUUGAGGUUUAGAGCUAGUAUUUGAAAUGUUUGUAAAGACUAGUUUUUAUUUUUUGUAAAAUAAAUUUUUUCAAACCAGG
This is a messenger RNA of Parus major (Great Tit), 2687 nucleotides long. RefSeq names its product CCR4-NOT transcription complex subunit 8 (gene CNOT8). Gene Ontology annotation, cellular component: CCR4-NOT complex; CCR4-NOT core complex; P-body. The record is from RefSeq and is a predicted model, not a curated record. The transcript is spliced from 7 exons. Gene Ontology annotation, molecular function: poly(A)-specific ribonuclease activity; nucleic acid binding. Bases 626 to 1504 code for a protein of 292 amino acids. Lineage: Eukaryota; Metazoa; Chordata; Aves; Passeriformes; Paridae.